Messenger RNA from Cordyceps fumosorosea ARSEF 2679, 1818 nucleotides. RefSeq names its product 1-phosphatidylinositol-4,5-bisphosphate phosphodiesterase gamma 2. Bases 1 to 1818 code for a protein of 605 amino acids. Gene Ontology annotation, biological process: lipid metabolic process; phosphatidylinositol-mediated signaling. The record is from RefSeq and is a predicted model, not a curated record. Lineage: Eukaryota; Fungi; Ascomycota; Sordariomycetes; Hypocreales; Cordycipitaceae. The transcript has a single exon. Gene Ontology annotation, molecular function: phosphatidylinositol-4,5-bisphosphate phospholipase C activity.
AUGUCUGAGCUCUCCUCCCGCUUCCAUAGCCUCCGUGUCUCCCUCAAGGGCGGUGACGUCGUCGACGAGGACCUUGGCGGCGCCAUUGGCCACGACUCCGUUGGCGGCGGCGGUCGCAGCACCGUCCGCGCCGACCACGAGAUCGCCAAGCUGCGCGUCAGCCACGCCUUGCGCGCCUUUCUCGUCGACCGCGGUGUCCUCUCGGAGCAGGAUGCGAACCUCGACGAUGAAGGUGACAAUGUCCGCACCCCGGCCCUGGCCACCAUGCUCGCCCGCGGCGACUUCGUCGCGCCCCCGGACCUCGUCGACCGUGACCACCCCCUGCCCGAGUACUUCGUGAGCUCCUCCCACAACACCUACCUCAUGGCGCACCAGCUCUACGGAAAGUCCUCCGCCGAGGCCUAUGAGACGGCCAUCCGCACCGGCUCCCGCUGCGUCGAGAUUGACGCCUGGGACAACAGCGAAAACAAGGAGGAACCGAAGGUCACCCACGGCUACACCUUGGUGUCGCACAUUUCCUUCCGCGCUGUCUGCGAGACGAUUCGCGACAUGCACGACGAAGAGGCCGCCAUUUCCGCCAAGUAUCCCGACCACGCCCCUACGCCCAUCCUACUGUCAUUGGAGAACCACUGCGGCCCCGAGGGACAGAAGCGCCUCGUCGAGAUCAUGCACGAAGUCUUUCAAGACCGCCUACUCUCACAACCGCUCCGCCAAGAGCUCAUCGAGCGCCACGCUGAAGAACACAAGGCUGACGGCCUCGAGCACGACCCGGCCGAGCACGUCACCCUCAGAGAGCUGGGCGACAAGAUUGCCGUCAUCGUCGAGCAUCAUUUCGGCGACGACGUCUUGGACAGCGACUCCCAGAGCGAGUACGACGAAAACGACGAAGAGUAUGACGAAGCCGAGCGCAAAGCCCGCGAAGCUUACAAGGCCAACAAAAAGGACGAGGCCAAGAACAGCCAGGUCAUCAUCCCCGAGCUCGCCGCCCUCGGCGUGUACGCGCAGUCCGUCAAGCCCCGCGACAACACGUGGUUCGACCCGGGCGAGCUGCUCGACGGGCCGCACCACCACCUCAUCAACGUCUCCGAGUCGGGCCUCGCCGACCACAUGCCCCUCCACGCGUCCCGCAUCGCCGUCCACAACGGCCAGCACAUGAUGCGCGUGUACCCCAAGGGCACGCGCAUCAGCUCCUCCAACCUCAAGCCCGUGCGCUUCUGGGGCAUCGGCGCGCAGAUCUGCGCCCUCAACUGGCAGACGUUCGGCACCAGCAACCAGCUCAACGACGCCCUCUUCGCCGGCUCCGACGGCUACGUCCUCAAGCCCGCCGCACUGCGCCAGGGCGGCACCGGCUCCCUGCAGACCGGCCGCCGCCGGCGCCUCCGGCUGCACGUCGGCGGCGCCACCGACGUCCCGCUACCGGACGACCGCGAGGGCCACACGCUCAAGCCGUACCUGACGUGCACGCUGUACAGCGCGCUCGCCGAGGCCGGCGCCGAGGUCCCCAAGCGCAAGACGGAGGCGUACAAGCAUCACAGGCUGGGCUUCCUCCACAGGGGCGAGAACCCGCCCGCGACGGACCCCGUCUGGGACGAGACGCUCGAGUGGACGUACGAGGACAACGAGCUGGUCUUUUUGCGCAUGCUCAUAAAGAGCGACGACGCGUGGGCGCGGAACCCCAUGUUCGCUGUGGCGGCCGUGCGGCUCUCGUACACGGCGCCGGGGUGGACGUUUGUGAGGAUGCUGGACAUGCAGGGCCGAGAGACAAAGUGCACGGUGCUGCUGAACUUUGAGAUUCAGGACGUAUCGGCGGCGUCAUGA